CAGUUGUGUAUGUGUAUAUAUAUAUAUAUAUAUGUAUACAUGAGGGAGUGAUCAAAUCCUCAAAGAUUUACACAAAGCCUGAAAAAAAAAAAAGCAAAACAUAACCAACUGGUGCAACUUACAAAAAUAUUUUGACUUUCUUAAGCAAAUUGUUCUGCAAGUUUAGGGAAUUAGACAACAUGACUAUUCGUCAUCCUAAGGCAUCAAGGAGUCAGAGAACUUCUAAGAUAUAAUGUUCUAUUUAAGAAAAUGUAUAAAGAGGGACCCUUCCACAAGCUGGUAAGCACUGUGCCGUACUGUUCAGGGCUUUUUCACAAAGCAUGGCAUACACCAAACUCACGCACACCCUCUCUGCUGCAGGAGGUAGGAACAGUUCAGGAGCAGUGCAGGAACUGGAAGGUCAUACACUGAAAUCCAGAAGGAACGGUUUUCCUGUGCUUUUGGCACUAUGGUAAAACACAUAACUAGGUACAGAAGUAACAGCUGAAACACCAACCUUCCACAUGCAACUGUAAUCUUCUUUUAGUGAUAUUUUUCAGUGCAGCCUUUUUUUUUUCCCCCCCAAUCAUCAUAAAGGGAAACUGUACCAAUGCAUUAAGCAUCCACAAAAGCUUUCCAGAAAUGACUAUGGAAGCUCUCAUUUUGCAUAACAAAGUAGUUACAGGAACAGAAAUAACACCUAUUACCCUUCUGCCACUGUGUGUUACUUUAACCCAAACAGGUAGUGUCUCAGGGUGAAUACUUUGUUUAAAUACACUGUCUUUGUAAGUUUUCCAAGGCUGUGGGCAACUUCUCUUGGUCUGACAUCACCAACCUGCAGUAACAGUACACCACCAUCCUUGACCACGAACUCCCUGACUCGCACCAAAGCUUUGCAGGCUCUUCCUUUCAAGCAAGAGAAAUCAUUUGAAAGGGAAGGGAAUCUUUGGAUUUGUAGGUGACUUAUAAUUGAUGGCAAAAACGUUUGGUUCCUUAUAUGAGAUGGAUUUUAUUUGCCUACAUAAACCUAAGUAAUUGCAUAUGUCAAAAUACAGCGGCACACAGUGAUGAAAUCCAUGUGUGCAAUUCACAUUUGUAUAACUUUUUUUUAUUACUUUGCAAGCUUUGGGGGGAAAAAAACCCAAAAACUAUUUCUACUGAAGAAUUGUCUCUGUAUCCUACCAGUUUACCAACACUACAAUGACAAAAAUCUACACACAGCACCUCAGAUGAAAGCAUGCUGAUGCCAUACAUUGUUUCCAGAGCAACACUGAAUUCCGAGCUUCUGAUGAGUUUCAAUUAAAAAACAAAAAACAACUCCCUCCAGUAACUUCACUGCUCAGGAAACAUUUUGAGACCACUGACCCUACAGCAAUCCAGUACUCGGGGAGCCACAAGUCUCAAGGAACUCCAUUAUCCAGCCAAGCUUCUGCUCCACGUUGCCAACCUUGCUCUGCUGUAUAAACCAGGAUGGAAAGGUACACUGAUAAGUUAAUUGUGACACUUUUCCCAGCACACCAUGUCUCAGAUAACCCUGGCAAGCAAUUCAGACACCCAAGUCCUGUAGUCCCACUAGGAACCAGCUCUUGCCCUGCCCGCAUACUUCCCUAAAAUUGUUGCAGUGAAAUUCAUGGGUAACUGAGGCUAAAUCAGGUUCCCAUUUGAGGGGUUAUGCUUAGCAAACGGAAAUCCUUCCUCCAAGCACUAUUUAAGGAGAAAAAGUUCAUUACACAACAUUCUCAACAUACAAAAAAUCCCAUGUGGGCUGAAACAAGCAAUGUGGCUCCUAGAGGUUAAUUGUGCAAGACGCCAUCUCCAGUAAUGAUUGAUCUCUACUGCAAACAACAAGAACAUCUCACCCAAGGGGAGUCUGAUGCCACUUGUUGGUACACAGCAGACCUUGUAGUCACAGCCAGCAGAUGCAGCAAGGGCUACACGUUACAGCUGCCAGCUGCAAGCCAUGGCACAGCAGGGCAGGCCUAGCGCUCCUGACAGAAGGCUCCGAGGGGCCCAGGGAGCUGCUGGCUGCUGCACUGCCCGCAUGGUGCGCCUCGCUCUGCCACCCGAGCUCUCCCAGCACACCCAGGCCCUGCUGAGCUCACACCACAUCACAGCCAACAGCUCGGGACCCCUCAGAAGGGGCCAGCGAUGCACACACUGCUGGGCACAUCAGCUCUCCCCGUGUGCGUAAAUAGAAAUGCCAGCAACUCUUCUCUUCAUCACAAAGAGCUAUUUCUGCACAGAACUCGUAACAACAACCCUUGUGCCAAGUACACCUACAUUUUCCACUUACAAUGCAGACCUAUUAUAGUGGGAUAAAACCUUUUAAUCUGUUAACGAAAGCCACAGAAAUCUUUAAAAGCAGACGGUGGAUUUGUUUGCACGUGUUUGGGCACAGAGCGUGUGAGUGGGGCACAGGAUGGGGCAGAGGGCGCAGAUCACUCCCCAGGGAUGCACUCAGUGCUCACCUCACGGCCCCGCACAGGAAGAGGGAAAAUCCCUCAGGACUGAUUUGCAUCAUCUGCUCACCACCGUGCCUCGGAACGGCUCCAACUGCUUCUCUGAGUCGAAAAGCUGAGAGAAAACUGACUCUUUGAGAGGGCUGUCUGCUAUCAUCACGCAAAUGACAGAAAAUCACAAAAAAGCCAGUGCUUCCCCUGUAUUGUGCCCAGCUGCAAGUUCUGCAGUCAGCACACACUGACUUACACAUCUGCAGGCACACCAAGCUCGCUGAAGACAUCAGAAGAGAGGUGAACCCAAACUCUCAGCAGCACAGAUCCAGGCCCGGCCCAGCCUCACAAGCAUGAAAUACCAACACAGGUCCCACUGGACCCUGCCCUGAGGAGCGCACUGUGAACGAGCCCAUGGCAGCCCGCGGAGAGGCAGAAAGCACAGGCAGCUCCCCAGGGGCCAGCCCCAGAUGGGCCAAAGGCAUCCCUCAGUGCAGCGUCCCCACACCCAGAGCCAGGAAUGGGCCGAGGGCUGUCACAGGGCACAGUGUGUGCAGACCCUCACCACUGCCCUCACACUGCGCCUCCGCCACAGAGCCCCACAGCUCCAGAGCACACCAGCCCGCUCCCACCCACGGCAGCUCACAGCCCUUCCCUCCCUCCGGCCUCUCUCCAUCCCAGUCUGCACAACAAAGCUGGCCUGUAUGGGAGAUGCACAGAAAACAGACCAAACUCUGCAUUUCAAGUUAAAAAGUAAGUGGUACCGCGCAGCUUAGCCUUGCACGAUGAGCACAACAGCAUAACAUCAGCCCACAUCUGCUCAAAGCUGACCAAAGGAGCACUCCAGUUUAAGAAGUUUUGCAAACAUCUCAACAAAUAUGGUCUGAACUUUCAGCCUAUGACUAAAUCUAAAACCAGACAUUCUUAACUUGGUUUUUCACAUGGCUCUGGUGCACAGUAUGUAAAUUCCUGAGGAUUCUCAAGUACCAGGGCACUAACAAGACAGGUUUCAGUGCCAAUAUUUUAGUAGUGCCUGGCAAACCUCUAAAGGUUUUAACUCCUAAUAGAAGUACCUCCCCCCCCAGGUCACACGGUGCUCCCCCAGCUGCCCCCACUGGGCUCCACAUCCCCGUGCAUCCCCUGCCUGCACUGUAGGAAGGGAACAACCACAGCACCAGAGGGCAGCUCCACGGGGGCUCACAUCCUGCUGUCACUUCUCCAGGUAACUUUCAUGUGCCUUGGUUGCUUGAACGCUGGUUUUAAUUGCGUCAGCCAGAGCAUUUAAAAACCACAGACAUGUUAAAAAAAACCAGCAGAGACAGCAAGGGGAAAACAUUAACCUGCUCUUGCACCAUGAGAAAACAUGCUGAGAGACACCGAAUGCUAACAGACUGCUGCUCCGGAUCCUCCCAGGGCCCUAAGACAGGUGAAAGAGACAGCAAAAAUGUAGAACUGAGAACUGCCCGGCCAUCCAGCCAGCGCAUUGCACAUUGGCUUGACAGGGCACUAACCUCAAAACUUCUAAUAUACUUUCCUAAAGCGAGAUUGCUACAACAUUACCCUUCAUUUUUAAACACAGCUUCACCUGCCCUAAAGCUGCAAAGUUUCACGCGACCGUCUUUAACCAGACGCUUAACCUGAAGCAGUUUCAUAGCUUUUGUGGGUUUGCUUUUUUUCCUGAGCCUUGCAUGCAACCUGAAAGACUGCUCUUGCGGAAACACUGCUGAGAAGUCUAUAUGCUUCCAAGAACAAAUCCUAUGCAUUCCCAAACAUUUCUGACAGGAGAAAAAAGCUCUCUCAAACAUUUGUGAAGCAGGAUGAGAAAAACGCAUAUUUUGUCCUGGCUGCAUCUUCUCAUGAAAUCACACACACAAAACUCUCAGAGAACAAUGAAUAUUGCUCAGAAAAGCUGAUGUCUUCUCGGCUGUUUCUCGUAGGUUCUUGAUCUCUCCAGCCAGCAAAGCACACAAGAAGCUCACAAUGCCAAACAACGCUUCACAAUGCUACAUCAAAACAGAACUAGAACCUUUCACCUAUUUUUACUACUUGAUCUUUCUUACGGGUUUCCUGGGGAGCUGUUUUGCGCUGUGGGCAUUCACACGAAAAGGUCAGAAGCAGAAGUGUAUGAGCAUCUACUUAACCAACCUCCUCACUGCAGACUUCUUGCUGACUUUGGCGUUGCCAGUAAAGAUAGCAGUUGACCUAGGCGUUGCGCCCUGGAAACUGCAGAUAUUCCACUGCCAAGUGACAGCCUGUCUCAUCUACCUGAACAUGUAUUUAUCAAUUAUAUUCCUGGGAUUUGUAAGCAUGGAUCGUUACCUUCAGCUCAUGCACAGCUCUAAGAUCUAUCGCAUUCAAGAGCCUGGAUUUGCCAAGGUUUUGUCUGCAGUCGUAUGGACAAUGGUUCUCCUUAUAACAGUGCCUAACAUGGCUAUUCCAAUAAAAACCAUUGAAGAAAGACCUAACGCAAGGUGCAUCGAUCUCAAAACAAAAUUUGGGAGAGACUGGCACGUGUUUACUAACUUCGUGUGCACAGCAAUAUUCCUGAAUUUUUCAGCCCUGAUACUCAUUUCCAAUUUCCUCGUUGUCAGACAGCUCUACCAAAACAAAUACAGCGAGAGCUACCCCAAUGUGAAGAAAGCCCUGGUGAGCAUACUGCUGCUGACAGCAGCCUACCUGCUGUGCUUCCUUCCCUACCACGUCGUUCGCAUCCCUUACACUCUGAGCCAGAGUGACACCAUAACCAGCUGCUCUCUGAAGCAAACUCUCUUUCAAGCGAAAGAAUCUACCUUGCUCUUUGCAGUAUCAAACCUCUGUUUUGACCCAAUUCUGUAUUAUCGUCUUUCCAGUGUAUUCAGACUGAAAGUUAAUGAGGCUUUUGUGGCACCCAAACAGGCAAAGGCUUCCACAGACGAAGAGGCACAGCACCAAAGCGAGCAGCGGGUGCAAAUGUACUGAUUCUAAAGUACCCAGAAAGGAUGUGCAAACACAUAACCUGAACAGCCGUUGUGCAACUGGAAACAGCUGCUACCACCAACAUUACCACUGGAUGGAUGAGAAGACUCACAUCACCAAACCAGCAAAGCACUCGGCGUCGCUUUCUGGAAAUACUGCAGCUAUCAGUGCCAACCUAUGAACAGUCAGCAAUAAUGUGUAGUAAAGCUCGUUGAGACACACCCAAAUAUACAUUCUUAGUAUUUAUGGUAAAUACUUUGGGCUCUCCCUAAGUAAAAUAUUGUAUUCUUAACAGAUUGAAGAGCUUGGUGGAAUGAAGUAAAGAUUUGUUUCCAAAUAGCAGCUCAUGGCCUGCAAAGCUUCUCACAGACACAAUUAACCCAAAGGCAUUUUAAAGGGCAUUACUUAAUCUAGAACGCAGUGUUAAGCUGCACUGAUUAACAAACUACUGCAUCUGCUUACAUCUCACCCGUAAUUCCCAUAAAUAAACCUUCUGUUCUUGUCAAGUUCCACUGCCCUCCUGUGAUGCUACUGCGCUGAACUUAAAAACCAGCAACAUGUGAGUACAGAAGAUUCAAGGCAACUGUAAAAUGAGAAUAAAGAGUAAGCAGAAAUA
Molecule: messenger RNA, 6000 nt
Organism: Centrocercus urophasianus (Greater sage-grouse)
Lineage: Eukaryota; Metazoa; Chordata; Aves; Galliformes; Phasianidae
Gene: GPR171
Product: G protein-coupled receptor 171
Exons: 2
Coding region: 4410-5387 (325 amino acids)
Biological process (GO): G protein-coupled receptor signaling pathway
Cellular component (GO): membrane
Molecular function (GO): G protein-coupled purinergic nucleotide receptor activity
Source: RefSeq, a predicted model, not a curated record